AUGAGGGGGGCCCUCGUGGGGAAGCAGCACCGGCGGCUGCUUCUGGCUGGGCUUCUUCGCCAUGUGAACCGCGUGGCGGCCGUGGACGGCGAGGGUCCGUCCCUCCACCUCCAGCGCCGCCAUUUCUUCUCCUCCUUCCCGUUCCUGCCGCCGACUGCGACGCAGCAUCGAUUUCUGGCCAGGGUGGUGCCGUCUUGUUCGACAAGUCUGUGGAGCGGCCUCGAAGGUUGGUGGGUCCGCCCUCUCCGAUCUGUUUCUCUCUUACACCCAAUAAAUCGACGUUUUGAUGGGUGGAAAAGGGGGCAAAAGAACUUGUUGAAUUUCUAUUGAACUACGUUCCCACCCCCUCUCCGUCGCUCGAAACUUUCUGUUCGAAGCACUGCUCGAGAUCUUGCACGGUUUCUUAUCGCGCGACUCCCGGACUCUGCGCCAUUUGAGAUGCUCAAAUGCACCGUGUUUUUUGUGAGAUUCAAACUGGAUCAUGGUCUCCUUUCGAAUAAGAUAUGCUCUAUAUCUGCUCCAGCGUGCGCUUUAAGCUAUUGUUCGUCGCAUUUCAUCACUUCGAGGCUCGUAUUUUCGAAUGGCUUUAAAUCACAGAACUUCACAAAGCUGAAUUAUCUCCGAGUGGAAAAAAAGUUCGUUUCAUCCGUCCGAAUAUUGAAAUCUAUGCGGAAGGGGGAGAUUGCCGGGUGGCAGGUUACAGAAUUUUCUACGGAAAUGAAGGUGCUGAUUCAUCAGCUAAAGCUCAGAAUUAUCUCGAAUGAGAUUUUCCACCCCGAGUUUCACCAUUGAAGUCAACCUCUAUAAAGCACCACCUCGUGGAAUAUAAUCUUGGACGAACUAGGGAAGAAUGAUGGCCAUAUCUGUAAUGCAUGGGGGAGGUCCAAGCGUUGGAGUGCAGACUUCAACGCUUGAAAAUCAUAAACACUGUGAAUGAAUUGGAUGCCAAUUCUGACCACCGAUGAUGGCGGACAGGAAGUUAGAGUAUUUUUUCUGUCAGCAUUUCGAGCCAUGCCAUCUCAGGGUUGCAUUCACCUUUUUUUUUCUUUUGUAGAUUUUAUCAAAUAUCUGAUCUUCAGUGUGAAUCAUUGCUGGAAUUGAUUUCUUCACAGCCUUUUUUUCUUUUUCGGGUUUGCCUUGAUAUUCUUCUGAAUUGCGGCGUAUUCGAGACACACACUUGCUAGACUUCCAUUAUUUUAUUUUAUUUUAUUUUUAAAAGUUUCUGAUGCUCGUCUUCUCAGGACAGAGGAGGAGCAUGUUCAUUCAGACGCAGUCUACGCCCAAUCCAUCAUCUCUCAUGUUUCAUCCCGGGAAGCCGGUCAUGGAAGUCGGAAGUGCAGACUUCCCCAACGCCCGCUCAGCGAUGACUUCCCCCCUUGCCAAGGCGCUGUACGGUAUUGACGGUACGAAUCUACUUCCUUUCCUUUCUGGGGUCGAUACUCCAGACUCAUUCAGAACCAGUCUUCCCUUCCCGCAGAGAUGGGUCUUCCUGAGUCAUCAUUUUCGUGCCUGUUUAGAGGAAGGAAUGUGUGAUUUUGUGAGUGGUGGGUGAUUUUCAGGGAUAACGAGGGUGUUCUUCGGAUCGGAUUUCGUCACGGUGACAAAAUCCGAGGACACUUCGUGGGAUCUCCUCAAACCCGAGAUCUUUGCGGCGAUCAUGGACUUCUAUUCAUCCGGGCAGCCGCUCUUCCUCGACUCCAGUGCCGCAGCAUCCAUGGACACCGCGAUCCACGAGGUCUCCUUUCAUGGCAUUCGUCACCAUGCGGUCAUGAUUUUCUAUGCAUUGCCCGUGUUCGACUUUCUUGCUUGGUCCUCGUCCAGGACGACUCAGAGGUCGUGGCGAUGAUCAAGGAGCUGCUGGAGACGCGUAUCCGCCCCUCGGUGCAGGACGACGGCGGGGACAUCGAAUACCGCGGAUACGACCCGUAGGUUUUUCUCUCCUAAUAUGGAUGCAGGAUGAUGGUUCUGACCUCGCCUGCGGACGCUAUUGACCCCUGUUCUGUUUUCCUCUGGCUUCGCUCUUCCAGGGAGACCGGGAUAGUGAAGCUGAGGAUGCAGGGAGCUUGCAGCGGCUGCCCGAGCUCCUCCGUGACCCUCAAGUCGGGCAUCGAGAACAUGCUCAUGCACUACAUUCCUGAGGUACGUUCGCUGAGGAUUCAUGGUUGUCAGCUCGUCGAUUUUUCUGACGUGUUUAACAAAUCUUCGUCGCCUCCUCUGCUCGCGGCUCGAUGGCAGAUUAGAGGAGUAGAGCAGGAGCUUGACGGCGAGGAGGAGAAGCAGAUGGAGCAGUAA
Messenger RNA from Spirodela intermedia, 2292 nucleotides. The record is from the annotation of a GenBank genome assembly. Lineage: Eukaryota; Viridiplantae; Streptophyta; Magnoliopsida; Alismatales; Araceae.